CGAAGUAAACAUGGCGUCGAUAGAUAUUCCGCAAUCAAACAAAACAUGGGAAUUGAGUUUGUACGAGCUUCAUCGAACCCCGCAGGAGGUUAUCACGGACAAUACGGAGAUCGCCGUCUCCCCGCGGAGUCUGCACAGCGAACUCAUGUGUCCCAUAUGUCUAGACAUGCUAAAAAACACGAUGACGACGAAGGAAUGUCUCCAUCGUUUCUGUCAGGAAUGCAUCAUCACUGCACUUCGCAGUGGCAACAAGGAAUGCCCGACGUGCCGCAAGAAACUAGUCUCCAAACGCUCGCUGCGACACGAUCCAAACUUCGACGCUCUCAUCUCGAAGAUCUACCCUAGUCGGGAUGAGUACGAGGCGCAUCAGGAACGCGUGCUGGCCAAGUUGAAUAAGGCACACAAUACGGCCGCCCUUUCCUCCAGCAUCGAGCAAGGCAUGAGGGUGCAGGCGAUGAACAGGCAGCAGCGGAUACGUAAGCAGCAGUCAGAAGACGGCGGCGUGGACGGAGCGUCGCAGUCCGGACACAACUCGGGCGCUAGCACCGCCGGCGACCCGACGCCGGACACUGUGGCCGACGGUGGCGCCCCCACGCAGAAACGCAGCCGCGUCGGCUCUGAAGAUGGGUCAGUGUCGCAGACACCUGCACCGGGAGGUCAAGGUAAACAAACAGCAGGCAGUCCUACCGAAUUAGAGUUGGUUUUCCCACCGAACCAAUCGGAUGGAGGCAGUGAUACAGAAAGAUACAUGAAGGGAACUGGAAACGUUUUAAAUAAACCCACAACGGGUAGCCCGACUGAGAUUGAGCUAGUGUUUCGACCACACCCAUCCGAGGGAGGCAGUGAUACGGAGACAAGAUACAUCAAGACUACCGCCAACGCAUCAAUCGACCAUCUCUCCAAGUACCUCGCCAUGCGUCUGGCCCUCGACUACAAGAAGAGCGAGCCGCCAGGGGGCGCCACCGGCGACGGGCCGAACGCCAGCACGCGCUACGCCAUCUACAUUGCGAGCACUCCGGCGCACUACACCGUGCUGAAUGGCAGCAUGACCCUUGACCUCGUCAACACCAAGUACUGGAAGGUGAACAAGCCACUGGAGAUGUUCUACGCUCGAGAUCGCAGCGAAAAACCCUGCCUGUCGUGACGCGACCGAGGGGAGGAGGGGGAGGGAGGAGAAGGGAGGUGUAGGGAAGGAGGGAG
This is a messenger RNA of Priapulus caudatus, 1200 nucleotides long. RefSeq names its product E3 ubiquitin-protein ligase RING2-like. Bases 11 to 1144 code for a protein of 377 amino acids. The record is from RefSeq and is a predicted model, not a curated record. Gene Ontology annotation, cellular component: ubiquitin ligase complex; PcG protein complex. Gene Ontology annotation, molecular function: chromatin binding; ubiquitin protein ligase activity. The transcript has 5 exons. NCBI's taxonomy places the organism in Eukaryota, Metazoa, Priapulida, Priapulimorpha, Priapulimorphida, Priapulidae.